Molecule: messenger RNA, 2108 nt
Organism: Anopheles funestus (African malaria mosquito)
Lineage: Eukaryota; Metazoa; Arthropoda; Insecta; Diptera; Culicidae
Product: Golgi to ER traffic protein 4 homolog
Exons: 3
Coding region: 126-1103 (325 amino acids)
Biological process (GO): protein insertion into ER membrane
Cellular component (GO): cytosol; BAT3 complex
Molecular function (GO): protein binding
Source: RefSeq, a predicted model, not a curated record
GCCCAGCCUUGUGCCGUAGGAUAUUUCAGGUGACAGAUUGAUGGCUAUCUCGCAUUCUACGUGAUUGUUGCCGCUCGUGUUCGUAAAAUAUUCUUAUUUUCAAGCUAUUUUAUGGUGUAAAUAAAAUGCAGGAAACACAAGAGAAAUCGCUUUCGGUCAAAACGGGAUCAUCCCGCGGAGUUUCGCGGGUGUUGGACAAACUGCGGGCAUCCGUUGAAUCGAAAAACUUCUACGAAGCACAUCAGAUGUACCGCACGCUUUACUUUCGGUAUGUGUCGCAGGGAAAAUAUGACGACGUGCUGGAACUGCUAUACGACGGUGCACUGACAAUGCUGGAGCACGAACAGUAUAGCAGUGGUGCGGAUCUUGGAUUGUUGAUUAUCCAAACACUCGAAAAAGCUGGAAUAGCUGUUGGAUGUAGCGAGCAAUGGAUGAAACGGCUUACAGAGUUGAUCGGCAAAAUUAAACCAACAAUUGUCGAUCGGGAAACGUUGCUCGAAAAGGCAAUGAAGUGGAGCGGUUCGCUCGUGAUGUCCCCGACCGGACAUCCGUUGAUGCACCAGCUGUACGCGCAGAUACUGUACCGGGAGGGUGAUCUGACGCACGCUCGUCAUCAUUUCGCACUGGCCAGGGAUGGUACCAGCUGUGGUUUUCUGUUGAUCGAAAUCAGCCGCACGAAAGGUUUCACCAGUGAGAUCGAUCUGUUCGUUGCCCAUGUUGUGCUGCAGCAGCUUGCCCUUAAGGAACCGACGGUUGCUGCGGACACGUUUGCGACGUACUGCAAAUUUCACUCUGAAAUCGCCUGUACCGAUCCGCCGUUCGCUUUUCCGCUGCUCAACUUUCUCUUCUUUUUGCUGCAGCUGGUCGAGCAGAACAAUCGCAAGUUUGCGACGUUCUGGGCGUUGUGUGAACUGUACAAACCGUCGCUCGAGCGGGAUCGGUCUUACGAGAAGUAUUUGCAGAAGAUAGGCGUUAAAUAUUUUGACGGCAAUAGAUAUGAGCAGCGGAACAUUAUCUUUAGCGAUCUGCUGCAGCAAUUUUUUAUCGACCUGGAGGAAGACGAGCUAGAAGAAGGAACAAGCGUCCAUGGGGAGGUUGAUUAAUUGUGAUCGUACGUAAGCUUGUUGGCGUAGGAGGGAAAGCAAGUGAGAGGUGAAUUAAUUAUAUUAUUGUUUUGAGUUUUUGUUCGCUAGUGGGUGUCAGAGGUAGGACGACAGAUAGAUGUACAUGAUUCCAAUAUGUCGUCUCUGUGCGGAUGGGAAGUAGGUAAUGUAGGUUCGAUUAUCAUAGAACCAACUUGAACAUGUAAAUUAACUUCGUAUCGCGAGUAGUACUAAACAACUGUACGGCAAUGGUAAACGAUGUACACAGGGAGCUCCAUAUCGCACUAGCGAUUUUACAACUGGUUCAAGCGAAAUUAUCAGUUAGUUAGAAUUGUUUAGUGUAGUUUAAAAAAGCGCAUUUUUGCGUGUAUAGCACUACCUUUUGUAUCUAAGAUUUUGGUAAAGAAAGGUUGGUGUUGUACAUGGAGAUUUCGUUCUUCCUAUUUAACUUUUUCUUCACUAUUUCAGUUAUACAAGGGUGUCACAAUGCACGUAAAACUACCAUAAAACCGGAGCAAAUUAUUUCAUAUAGCAGAUAAUAGCAAACUUAUUAAUCAAUUAUUAAAAAUUGGAGCAAAUUGUUUCGUUUAUUUAAGGUGCUUUGUCCGCCUCUUUGGGUACGGAGCAAAAGUAAAAAAAACGAAAAGUUCAUUACUUUAAGCAGCCUAAUAGUCAGCUUGUUAAAAUUUCUUCAAUAUGUUUUUCGCGACCAUCCAUCAGUGCAUGAAGAUGAAAAAGGUAUCGUUUGUGAUAUAGCUAAUAUUUAUUUGCAACGGUUCUAACAGUCGGAUAAGCUACGGAUGGCAAAUAUCUGUUCCUCGACUUAUAUACACAAACUUUCGGUUCUAAUAGUCGUAAAAAAGUACGAUCGUAACAAUUUAGUUAAGGAAACGAUUGUUUGAGUAAUAAAGUGACACGUAAAGACAUCUAACGCAUCCGAAUGACUGUUCCCGUAUCACAAUUUUUUUCCUAAAAAACGCAAUACAAAUGAUUAUUAUGAUUAUA